UAGUAGUAAAGAUAAAUCCAAGGGUUUUCAUUCUGGAAGACUCAGUGAUAUAUCCAAAGGGAAAAUGUCUACUGAUGAGAAACUGGACAAUAUAUUCACUAUACUGUCAACGAUGAAGGAGGAUAUGUGUCAACAGAUGAUAAGUUUAAGAGAAGAAAUCAGACGAGAAAACAGAGAACUGAUAGAGAGAUUGGAGGGUCGUGUGUUCGACUUAGAGGAGCAAAAUGAGGACUUGAAACAAACAGUUACCAAGCUUGAACAACAUUUAUCAGACUCGGAAGAUAAAAGGAUAGAAUUGGAAAUCAAACAAAAUGAUCUGGAGCAGCACGGGAGAAAAAACUCUAUCAGGAUAGUUGGACUGGAAGAUUCUAAUAGAAAUGAGACUGUAGAAGAUUGUGUUGGAAAGAUUGUGAGUUUUGUGAAGGACAAGUUGAAAGUUGCGAUCUGCAAAUCUGACAUAGACAUUGCACACAGACUUGGGCCUUUUCAGCGAGGUAAACCACGUAGCAUUAUCUGCAAGUUCACUCACAGAAGGAAGAAGAUAGAGAUUAUCCAGGGAAGGAAAGUGUUGAAGGGAUCUGGGAUAUACAUCACAGAGGACUUGACUCGAAUAAAUCAACAGAGACUAAAGGCUGCUUUCGAACUCCAAUGUGUUGAGCGUUCAUGGAGUAUGGAUGGAAAACUGUUUGUGUUGUUGAAAUCUGGAAAAAAAAGGAGAAUUUAUGCUGAUACAAUUUUGUCGGAGGCCUUUUUGAUGGACGAUAACAAUUUCCGCUAGUACUGCUGACUUCCGGUUUCACUUCUUGCUUUAUUUAUGCGGAGUGGAAUAUUGUGAAAGUAUGCAUGGAUGAAAAGGAAACAAAUGUGCAAGGUGUAAGAGUACAGGUAAAGCAAGUAGAAUAUGAUUUAGGUAUAGUCGAUAGUGUGUCAUUUCUUUCUCUUUUUCUCAUUUUUUGUUUGAUCUCAUCUAUGUUUUUCUGUGUUUUUUCCUUAUGUCUAUCACUGCUUCCUUUCCUUUUCUUCUUGAGUGUCAGAUUUGUUACUAUUCUGCUGCUGGCAAGG
Molecule: messenger RNA, 1062 nt
Organism: Pecten maximus
Lineage: Eukaryota; Metazoa; Mollusca; Bivalvia; Pectinida; Pectinidae
Exons: 2
Coding region: 65-778 (237 amino acids)
Source: RefSeq, a predicted model, not a curated record